Prosopis cineraria is the source of this 2119-nucleotide messenger RNA. Its product is annotated as bifunctional purple acid phosphatase 26. The coding region runs from base 304 to 1764 and encodes 486 amino acids. Lineage: Eukaryota; Viridiplantae; Streptophyta; Magnoliopsida; Fabales; Fabaceae. The record is from RefSeq and is a predicted model, not a curated record. The transcript has 10 exons. Gene Ontology annotation, molecular function: acid phosphatase activity; metal ion binding.
UCUAGAACUGAAAUGUAGAUUUUAAGCUCGGGGAGCUAAGUUUCGACUGUGAUGUUAAGUAAUGUGAAUGCCGAUACUGUUCAUCGUUCAGAUUCAGAUCACGAACUGUUGAAAGUCUUGCUUCUGGAUAAUUGAGCGCUAACAAUUUUUUUAGUGGUUGCAAGUGUCUUCUGGCGGUGGUUUUUGAAAAAGCAGUGCUGUAAAGGAGGAAAUUAUAUGCUGAAAGAGGAUCCGUCUCUCUCACUCUUUUUAACCUUCAACUAGAACAGUAGUUAGGCUUCUCAGGCUGGUUGACAGACAAUCAUGUCUCUGGAUCCGGAUGUCAGGAUGCAAACUUUGUUGCUUAAUUUUGUUCUUGCUACCUUUCUCUUUUUGAGCGCCAUCAAGGAUGGAAAUGCUGGAAUCACUAGCAGUUUCAUACGAUCAGAGUGGCCAUCUGUUGAUAUCCCUCCUGAUAAUGAAGUAUUUGCAGUUCCGAAGGGUCAUAAUGCACCUCAACAAGUGCAUAUUACUCAAGGUGACUAUGAUGGAAAAGCGGUAAUUAUCUCAUGGGUCACAGCGGGUGAACCAGGGCCCAGCAAAGUACAAUAUGGCACAUCAAGCAAUAAAUAUCAAUUUAGUGCAAUAGGCACGGUGACAAACUAUACCUUCUACCAAUAUAAGUCUGGCUACAUUCAUCAUUGUCUAAUUGAAGGCCUCGAGUAUAACACUAAAUACUACUACAAAAUAGGAAGUGGUGAUUCUUCUCGGGAAUUUUGGUUUGAAACACCUCCCACAGUUGACCGAGAUUCCCCUUACAAAUUUGGGAUCAUAGGUGAUUUGGGCCAAACAUACAACUCUCUUUCCACUCUUGACCACUACAUGAAGAGUGGAGCACAGACUGUCCUAUUUGUUGGAGACCUUUCUUAUGCUGAUAGGUAUCAGUAUAAUGAUGUAGGUUUACGAUGGGAUACAUGGGGUCAGUUUAUUGAAAGGAGUGCAGCAUAUCAGCCAUGGAUUUGGACUGCUGGAAAUCAUGAAAUUGAGUACAUGCCCUAUAUGGGGGAGGUUGUUCCUUUCAAAUCCUAUCUUCAAAGAUAUACAACUCCUUAUUUGGCUACCAAUAGCAGCAGCCCUCUCUGGUAUGCUAUUAGGCGUGCGUCUGCUCAUAUCAUUGUGCUGUCCAGCUAUUCACCCUUUGUAAAGUACACACCCCAGUAUAUGUGGCUCCAUGAAGAGUUGAAGAGGGUUGAUAGGGAUAAGACACCUUGGCUUAUUGUUCUCAUGCACGUUCCACUAUACAACAGUAAUGAAGCUCACUAUAUGGAGGGUGAAAGCAUGCGAGCAGUAUUUGAGAGCUGGUUCAUUCACUACAAAGUUGAUGUGGUCUUUGCUGGCCAUGUCCAUGCUUAUGAAAGAUCAUACCGAUUCUCCAAUAUCAACUACAACAUAACAAGUGGCAACCGGUACCCCAUACCAGACAAAGCAGCUCCUGUAUACAUAACUGUAGGAGAUGGAGGAAAUCAAGAAGGUCUUGCUGCAAGAUUUUUAGAACCACAGCCGGAAUAUUCUGCCUUUCGGGAAGCCAGCUUUGGACACUCAACUCUGGAGAUAAUGAAUAGGACUCAUGCCAUCUACCACUGGAAUCGCAAUGAUGAUGGCAAGAAAGUGCCAACUGACUCUUUCGUAUUGCAUAACCAAUAUUGGGGAAAGAAUAGGAGGAGAAGGAAACUGAAGAAGUAUUUAGUGAGCAGUUUUCUUGGAAGGAUUGACACCGCUUUAUAGGGUGAUGCUGUGGAAUGAACAAAAAUGUUGUCUACUCGAAGAUGCGUGGCUUUAAGUCGUUGAAAAUGAUCUGUUGUCUCAGCCUAAAUGCUUGUCUGGAUUCUGGGGACAAGCAACCUGUUCAAUCUUUUACCCUUGGGAUAUUACUCCGCAGAAAAUUAGGAGACGAGGAAGAGAGGAAAAGGAAAAACAUGGUAUCAUAAAAUCAUAAAAUAAAUGUACACUUUGAUGUAUUUUAUGAUGGUAAUAAUUUGCUUAUGAAGUUGUUUCUCAUAACUUGGAUAUCAUGUGGUAUUUGUAAAUGAACAAAAACAGCGAUGUCUUGAUUCAAAAUUUCAAUAUUCAAAUUUUUAUA